Akanthomyces muscarius is the source of this 2031-nucleotide messenger RNA. RefSeq lists its product as uncharacterized. Bases 1 to 2031 code for a protein of 676 amino acids. Gene Ontology annotation, molecular function: potassium ion transmembrane transporter activity. The record is from RefSeq and is a predicted model, not a curated record. Gene Ontology annotation, cellular component: plasma membrane. Lineage: Eukaryota; Fungi; Ascomycota; Sordariomycetes; Hypocreales; Cordycipitaceae. The transcript has 2 exons. Gene Ontology annotation, biological process: potassium ion transmembrane transport.
AUGGGUUGUUGCGGAAACCGAAAGAAGGUGACGCGCGAGUUUGCCCAGCAGAAAUGGGACUACAUCAACCUCCAGGAUUUCAAGGCCUCUGGGUGUGGCACUCCCUUUGCCUACGGCUAUCUCUACUUCUCCCUCAUCAUCUCCAUUGCCGUCUACUCGAUUGACAGCUUUACCGCCGUGCAGCUGAUUGCCUUCAACAGGUGGUCUUCGGCCAUCAAACCAACCAUUUCUUUUGAUGUCUCCAAAUGGAUAUUUUCCAUCUGCAUCAUCCUGUCCUUUAUCAAUCUUGGCUACGAGGCCAUCCGCGCUACCCGUGUCAUCAAGCGAAACAACAUUGCCGAGUCGUACAUGGAUCCCCUGGCUGUUCGUUGGGAGUCGGUUCGCUUUGGCAAAGCACAGGGAUGGCGCCGAUUCUUGGUCUUUGCUUCCCUUACCAAGAGCAAAAAGGGAGCCCAUUACAUUGCUUUGUUUACUUACUUCAGUUUCAAAUCUUGGAUCCGCGUACUGGUCUGCUCCGGCCCUCGCCAGGUCAUCAACGCCUUCACGCUCAAAUCUGUCUACGAAGCCAAGCUCGCCACCCAAGCAAAAUCUGUUGAUGGCGCUUUCCUUGGCUUCUUUGACAAGGUCAAGAUUCUCGCCCAGGAAGACUACCGCCAAGCAGCCAUUUUGUCUGGCAUGGCCUUUACCUUUGUGGUCUGGGCAUUUGCUCUCAUCUUCCUCCUUGUCGCCGUCAUCUUUUACGUCACGUUUCUGUUUUAUUGGAUCCCCAAAGCCGACGGGGGUCUAACCGGCUACUGCGAACGCAAGGUCAACAAGGCGCUGCUAAGUAUCGUCAACAAGAAAAUCAACAAAGCGUUUGCCAAGAAUGAAGCCAAAAAGAUGAAGGCAGAGGCCAAGUAUUACAAGGUGACUGGCGAAAAGUUGCAGCCAGAGCGUGCUGCUACCUUGCCCGAUAUUGCCCUCGCCGACGACAAGCUACCAGGCAUGCCCAUGCUCAACCGGGCCGACACUGGAAGCACGCUGCCCGGCUACCAAACUCGCCCCAGCACCCCUGGUGGUAUCGAGCUGAGCAGCAUGAACAGAGCUGCUCUGACCCGCAGUGAAACGAAUGGCUCCGAUUCCAGCUACUCUCCCAAUGUGCCUCUGAUGAGCGCCGCGGCAGAUAUGGGUUACGGGCCCGCGCCGAUUCAGCCACCCAUGAUACCGCCACAGCGUCCCGGCACCGCCAUGUCGCAACGCAGUCAAGCUUCCGGUGUAAUGCCGCUGCAACGUCCUAGCACCGCCAUGUCGCAGCGAGGCCCGGCUCCUGGCAUGGUGCCUCAACGCCCUGGAACAGCCAACUCACAGCACAGCCAAGCCUCGCGGGCCGGAACGGGGACUCAAUAUCCAUACGGCAAUGCUCCCACUCCUCGACCUGGUAUGCAGCGUCCCACUGGGCCUGGAGGCGGCCCGUCGAUUCCUGGCGCCGCUUUGGGUUCCAUGCCCGUGCUGGGUGAAGAAUCUUCUCGAUUUGGACUUGGGCCGUCUAACUCGCAACGGAGCGUUGGUUCCCAUUCGGUUUCGUCAAUGGGCGACUCAGUAGAUGGGUCAGAGCACGCAUUCCGUCAGGGGGCCGCCAACGCUGCACCUCAACGAGGCAUGCAAGCACCAUCUCAAAAACAAUUUCGACCAUAUAACCCCAACGUGAGACCACAGAGCCCUGCCGCGGGAAACCCAUAUUCCGCCGAGCAGUACGGAAUUCCAAUGCUCCCGCCGGUUCGCAGUGCUACAAUGGGGUCUGCGCUUCCGAGUGGGCCGAUGCAUCCGGCACAGAGAUCCGUGACUGGUCCGGUGCCUGUCCGGGCAGCAACAACCGAUCCGUAUUUCCAACGGGGUCCGCCCGCGCAAAAUGCACCCUUUGCUCCGAUUCAGCGCAGCAACACUGGCGAGGAAUUUGCAAAUGGACGCUGGGUUCCGCCCAGCCAGCGCAACAAUCCACAGGCAUAUGACUUGGAAGCGCAAUUCAACAACGGACAGAGGUACCAAUACUAA